CAUCGAUAAUAACACCAGCAAAGAAAACUAUCGACAACAGAAAACGCAUUUUGAUGGUUCAGCUGUUUAAAUUCCUGUUAAAAUCCACAAAGGCGCCCGCCCGAGCCCACUUCCGACCCAGCUUCUUGGACACUUUGCGGCUGGCAGUCCGAGGAGGACAUGGAGGAAAUGGGUUGCCCAAAUACGGAGGAGUCGGCGGUCAGGGUGGCUGCGUCUAUUUCGUGGCCAAGGAGGGGCUUACGCUGCGCAAAGUGGCCCAGGGAUUGCGGGACAAGCGUGUGGCCGCUUCCAGCGGCGAGGACAGCAGCAAGGCAAGCAUCUUUGGCCGGCGAGGAGUGGACCAGCGCAUCGAGGUACCGGUGGGAGUCCAGGUAUAUGACGAGCGAUAUAAGCUGAUUGCUGAUCUCAACGAAAACGAUGCGACCUGCAUAGUGGCAGGCGGAGGAACUGGUGGUUGCACAGGAACUAACUUUUUGGGACGUCCCGGUGAGAGCCGCACUGUGAAUUUGGACUUGAAGUUGAUAGCGGACGUAGGACUCGUCGGAUUUCCCAAUGCCGGGAAGAGCACGCUGCUUAAGGCCGUCUCCAAUGCAAAGCCCAAGAUUGCGGCUUAUCCCUUUACCACUAUCCGGCCGCAGAUUGGAACCGUGGAAUACAGCGACUUGCGCUCCAUCACAGUGGCAGAUCUUCCUGGUCUUAUCGAGGGAGCCCACGCAAACUUCGGCAUGGGCCACAAGUUUCUCAAACACAUCGAACGUACCCGUCUACUCAUCUUCAUGGUGGACAUCUUCGGCUUCCAACUGAGUCCCCGACACCCACAUCGCGAUUGCCUGGCUAACAUAUAUGCCCUGAACAAGGAGUUGGAGCUCUACGACCCAACUCUGCUGGAAAAACCCAGUGUGCUGUUGUUAAAUAAAAUGGACAAGGAUGGCGCCAGCGAGAUCUUUACGAAAAUGAAGCCGGUCAUCACUGACUUGGCUAGCGGGCUGGCGCAAUGCCCCGAGGAACUGCGGCCAAAGCAGGUACUGAAGUUCGAGAGUGUCGUACCCAUCUCGGCAAUGAACUCUACAAAGGUGACACAAGUAAAGUCGCAGUUGCGGAGGACACUAUUACGACUGGCCGAGAAGCAAUUCCUGGCAGAUGAGGAGCAAAUUAAAGAGCAGUUGCAGCAGCGCGUGGGUCUUGUGGGACCAAAAAUUACUUAGUUGAAAUACAUAACA
Molecule: messenger RNA, 1220 nt
Organism: Drosophila serrata
Lineage: Eukaryota; Metazoa; Arthropoda; Insecta; Diptera; Drosophilidae
Product: GTP-binding protein 10 homolog
Cellular component (GO): mitochondrion
Molecular function (GO): GTP binding; magnesium ion binding; GTPase activity
Source: RefSeq, a predicted model, not a curated record